This is a messenger RNA of Melanotaenia boesemani (Boeseman's rainbowfish), 4237 nucleotides long. It is a transcript of the gene cep162, whose product is annotated as centrosomal protein 162. Gene Ontology annotation, cellular component: centriole; centrosome; axonemal microtubule. The transcript is spliced from 30 exons. Gene Ontology annotation, biological process: cilium assembly. Bases 123 to 4133 code for a protein of 1336 amino acids. The record is from RefSeq and is a predicted model, not a curated record. Lineage: Eukaryota; Metazoa; Chordata; Actinopteri; Atheriniformes; Melanotaeniidae.
CAAAACAGACGUCUGGGACGUGAGGGUGUUUCACAGUCUAUGGUUUCAACAAGUGUUCCGUUGGGGGGAUCUGUCAAAGUCCAGUGUCUUAAGUGAGUUUUGUCCUUCGGCUGAUGAUGUGAAUGUCGUCAGGAAGGAUGUCUCAGAGGCUGACCAAGGAAGAGCUGGAUGCACAGUUUGAACAGUUUCUGAAAGAGUCUGUUUCAGAUGACUCUCUGGAUCUGGGUGGCGCUGACAAGCCGCCUCAGGCUCAAAGCAGCCAGAAAUGCAGCCAGAAACCAACCGUGUCAUGGUGGCAGGAUGAUGAAAACAGCAGUGAAGGAACUGGAGGAGCGGAGUCUCCAAAGCGCAGAUUUAUCAAAACCAAAACGUCACAGCCCGAGUUCAGCAACGGAUCAGGGAAGUCUUUCAGAAAGUCUCUGAGUACGUCUCAGCCUAUCCAGGAGGAGGAUGAGGAUCCAGGAGAUGCUGGUUUGAGUGAUGAUGGACGGGAAGGUGUUUUUCUCAGCAGAACCGGCACAGAUGCUCAAACUGGAAACAUGAGCAGUGUGGGCUUGGACACUCUGGAGGAGGAAGAGGAGAAGGCCAGGUUCUUCGCCCAGCUGGAGGCAGGAGCUUCUACAGCUAUAGAUUACUCCAUGCUGAACAGAGAGCUGGACUCCACCAGUCCUAGCAUCGAUACCGACCUCAGGAAAACAGCAGCUCUAAGGCAGGCUGAUGACGGCGGAGUCGGAGGCUCAGAGGCUGUCGGCAAGCUUCCAGACUCUCCUCACUACAGUGAAGAUUUUGAAGACGAGGAGAACAUGAAGGAGCUGCUGGAGGAGGAACCUCAAACGUCUCGAAUUCUGGCAGGAGUGUCUCUGUAUGAUUCCUUGGAUGAGACCGGUGGACAGGACAGGAAGGACAUGGCCGGCUCUCUGGACAGAGGCCAGUCGUAUGGACAGAGCGGAGGGUCGGACAUGGAGGCGCUUCAGGAGGCUUACAGACAGAUUCAGACUGCGCAGAGUUCAAGUGAUCAUUACUUCUCUGUAGAAGACAGGAGGAAGAUCACCAGGUCUUCCUCUCCAUCCUCCCCUCCUCCUCAUCCUCCACAGUCUCUUCAACCUGCUUCCACCACUGAGUCAGAGCUGCCCACGGCUGAGGAGCUGAUGAAGCCCAUCCGGCCAGACGACAUUAGAGGCUUCAGCCUCCAGCCUGCCAGUUCUGUGGAGCUCAACGAGGGAGAGACAUCCCGGUCCUUACAGAGGACUUUUCCAGUUAGGUCACGUCCAGAGUUGGAUCGGAAGCAGCCUGAAAAGCCUGGUGCUGCUGCAGGAAUAAAGAGAGCCUGGCGAGGAACCAGCCAUCCGUCCAGCUCUCCUGACCCCCCCGUCCAUGACCUGACCUGGAGAAUCAGGGAGGAGGUGGACAGACUGAUGCAGGAUCAUAGUAACUGUCCCACUCAGACAUUGUCUAAGACCACUAAAGCUAGAAAGCAACCGGGUUCCCGGGGCUCCUCUGCUUUCCCUCCCUCUGUGGCUCCUGUGAGGGGGAGACCAGCACUGAACUCCAAGUCAUCAGGAACAUCAGCGAAAGCAAAUUCCUCUCUUACCCGUUCCCCUCAUCAUCCACUAAAAACCAAAUCCACAAAGAGCCAAAGAAACGAUGACUUCAGCUCUGCAGAGUCGGGUCUGAAGGUGAGCAGUGAGCUGGUGGCGUCUGUUCAGUCCUUAGUGGCCGUCCUGCAGCAGCAGAUGGACCCAGAUGCUGCACAGGAAGUCAGAGGUCGUCAUGAAACCAGACAGAUCAGUAAGGACGAGGACAGAUCUGAGGUGGAGGAUCUGAGAGUCCAGCUGGCUCAGAAAGACUGGGAACUGCAGAUGAUGAAGGAAGCAGCAGAGGAGCUUGGUUCCCUCAGACAGCAGAACUUCUUACUGCAGAGCAAACUGAGAAGUGCCGAAGAAGCAGGUCAGAAAAAGAACAGGAUGGAGGCUGCAGAUGCUGCUACAGAGGAGAGGCUAAAACAAAUAGAUAAAGAAAUGAAAGCGCAGGAGACUCUCAUCAAAGGUUACCAGCAGGAGAACGAGAAGCUGUAUCUGCAAAUGAAGGCUCAGCAGGCCAGGGGUAAAGCCAAUGAGGAGGCCAUGUUUAAUGAGAACCAGAGGCUGCUGAAUGAACUGGCUUUUACAAGAGAACAGCUGAAGAAAACCUGUAAACCUGUGAGCAGUUUGAUCUCAGCUCAUCACUCUCAACACAUUUCAGACCUGCUGGCUCAGAUCAGCGUUCUUCAGAGAAACGAGGCUCAGCUGUCUGAAGACAACCACAGGCUGAAGCAAGAAAAGCAGUCGCUGGAGGUUGACCUGCAGCUCGUGAAGAAGGAGAGAGACCUGGCUAAAGCUCAAGUCAUCUCUACCUCAGGAGAUAUGACCUUUGAGAUGCGUGUUCUGGAGGACAAGCACAGAGAAGAAGUGUUGACCCUGAAGAAGAAGCUGCAGUGGUUUGCUGAAAACCAGGAGCUUCUGGACAGAGAUGCUGGCAGACUGAAGACGGCUACAGCUGAGAUUCACCAGCUUAAAGAGCAGGUGGAAAAACUGAAACAGGAAGUGGGCAGAAGAAGCAGUGAGCAGCAGAGAAAGGCCCGGGACAAAUCUGUGGACUCAAAGAAAAUGAAGGACCUGGAGAGACAGGUGAAGGAACUGGAGCAGAUUCUGAGGAGCAGAAACCCGAACUCGCUGCCAGCUCUGAUUUAUGCUGCAGCCACGGCUGGAGAUGUCGCCAGAGCGUCCCCGCCCGGCCGGAUCAAUGCUCUGCUGGAGCGCAGGAUUCAGCGCCUGGAGGCAGAGCUGGAGAGCCACGAUGAAGAUGCCAAACGUAGCCUGAGGACCAUGGAGCAGCAGUUCCACAGGAUCAAGCUCCGCUACGAGCAGCAGAUCUCAGACCUGGAGCAACAGCUGCAGCAGAAACAGCCAGUUGAAGCAGCAGCCAGGUCAGAACCGUGGAUGUCAAAGUGUCAGAGUCUGGAGGAAGACCUGCGUCGCCUCCAGGAAAACCACCAGAAGAAGGAAAACUGUCUCCGUGAGCAGAUCGAGUCUCUUCAGCAGCAGCUCAAAAACAAGGCUCAGCCCAGUCCAGGACGACACCAGCGCCAAGCUGAGGCUGCGUUUGGAGCCCGGAUAGAACGACUGAACCAGGAGCUCGCCACCAAGACACGAAGCAUUCAAGAGCUGAGCCGCGUGGUGGAGAGGCUGCAGAAAGAGAGGAGGAACAUGUUGUCUGGACCCAACCCACCACCAGAAUCCCGUUCUACAGAAACCAGACCACAACCGGGCCUGACCAGAACACAAGGCUCUGCUACUGGAAGAGAGACCCGUCCAGAAGAAACGUUUCCAGCUGCUCAGUGCGAGAAGACCUACCAGCCCACCGUCUUCACAGGAAGUCACAUCUCUGAGGUUCUGCAGGAGAACGAGGCUCUGAAGCAGCGUGUGGACCUGCUCCAGCUGCAGCGUGAGGAGGAGAAGGAGGCGCUGAAGGCUGAAGCCGUGAAAGCUGAGGAGGAUCUGAGCAGGCUGAAGGAGCACUUCGCAGAGCAGCUGUCCUCCAUGAAGGCAGAACACCUCCGGGUCCUGGACCAUCUGCGGGCCACCUACGCCCUGGAGCACUCAUCCUCCAAGGUUGCAGAGCUGAGCAACAAGCUGAACACUCAGGAGAUAUCCAUGAAGCAUCUGCAAGAGCAGCUGAAUGACCUGCAGGGAUCCAAAGAGGCUCUCAGAGUCUCCAGGAGCAGAGAAGAUGCUCUGCAGAAGCAGCUGACACGGCUGCUGCAGGAGUUGAAGGAAGCUAAAGAAGCUCAGAGCUCAGAGGUGAAACUCCUGUGCAGCCUGGAGAAGAAGAUCCUGAACAUGGAGCUCAGACAGCAGCACAGAGAGGAGGAGCUGCAGCAGGUCGUCGGAGGGAUGCUGCAGGUUCCUGAAGCUGAUCUCCAGUCAGAGGUUGAGCGAUGGCGGCGUCUGGCCCAGGACAAGAGCAGAGAGCUGGAGGCUUUCCGCUCAGAGCUGGACUCCAUCCUGGACAUCCUGAGACACCUCCAACAACAGGGGGUGGUCCUCCCCACUCCUGACACCCUGAAGAUGGCCCCCCUCCUCCAGAACAGCUGAUCUGAUGGCAAUUCAGCUUCCUGCUGUUCUCUGUGCAGAUUUUUUACUUUUUGUUUAAAUUAUUGUAAUUUAUUGAAGACGUACUGAAAAUAAAACUGAGCCAA